Messenger RNA from Rangifer tarandus platyrhynchus (Svalbard reindeer), 2136 nucleotides. The record is from the annotation of a GenBank genome assembly. Lineage: Eukaryota; Metazoa; Chordata; Mammalia; Artiodactyla; Cervidae.
AUGAAGCUCUUCGUCCCCGCCCUGCUGGCCCUUGGAGCCCUUGGGCUGUGUCUGGCUGCCCCAAGGAAAAAUGUUCGGUGGUGUGCCAUUUCACAGCCAGAGUGGUCCAAAUGCUACCGAUGGCAGUGGAGGAUGAAGAAGCUGGGUACUCCCUCUGUCACCUGUGUGAGGAGGACCUCUGCCUUGGAAUGUAUCCGGGCCAUCGCGGCAAAAAAGGCGGAUGCUGUGACCCUGGAUAGUGGCUUGGUGUUUGAGGCAGGCCUGGACCCUUACAAACUGCGGCCAGUAGCGGCAGAGAUCUACGGGACGGAAAAGUCUCCCCAAACCCACUAUUAUGCUGUGGCCGUUGUGAAGAAGGGCAGCAACUUUCAGCUGGACCAACUGCAAGGCCGGAAGUCCUGCCACACGGGCCUUGGCAGGUCCGCUGGGUGGAACAUCCCUAUGGGAAUCCUUCGCCCGUUCUUGGGCUGGACAGAGUCACUUGAGCCCCUCCAGGGAGCUGUGGCCAAAUUCUUCUCUGCCAGCUGUGUUCCCUGCGUUGAUGGAAACGCGUACCCCAACCUGUGUCAACUGUGCAAGGGGACGGGGGAGAACCAGUGCGCCUGCUCCCCCCAGGAACCAUACUUCGGGUAUUCUGGUGCCUUCAGGUGUCUACAGGACGGGGCUGGAGAUGUGGCUUUUAUCAAGGAGACGACAGUGUUUGAGAACUUGCCAGAGAAGGCUGACAGGGACCAGUAUGAGCUGCUCUGCCUAAACAACUCUCGGGCGCCAGUGGAUGCAUUCAAGGAGUGCCACCUGGCUCAGGUCCCUUCUCAUGCAGUUGUGGCCCGCAGUGUGGAUGGCAAGGAGGACUUGAUCUGGCAGCUUCUCAGCAAGGCACAGGAGAAGUUUGGAAAAAACAAGUCUCAGAGCUUCCAGCUCUUUGGCUCUCCACGCAACCAGAGGGACCUGCUGUUCAAAGACUCUGCCCUUGGGUUUUUGAGGAUCCCCUCAAAGAUAGAUUCGGAGCUGUACCUGGGCGCCCGCUACUUGACCGCCUUGAAGAACCUCAGGGAAACUGCGGAGGAGGUGAAGGCGCGGUCCACGCGGGUGGUGUGGUGCGCGGUGGGACCCGAGGAGGAGAAGAAGUGUCAGCAGUGGAGCCAGCAGAGCGACCAGAACGUGACCUGUGCCACGGCCUCCACCACCGACGACUGCAUCGCCCUGGUGCUGAAAGGAGAAGCGGAUGCCCUGAGCUUGGAUGGAGGAUAUAUCUACACUGCGGGCAAGUGUGGUCUGGUGCCUGUCAUGGCAGAGAACCGGAGUAAAGUCCACGGACCGGGCCCUGGGAGGCUAAGACUUGCUCUUCUGUUUGUCCAAGGGUACCUUGCUGUGGCAGUUGUCAAGAAAGCAAAUGAGGGGCUCACUUGGAAUUCUCUGAAAGGCAAGAAGUCAUGCCACACCGCCGUGGACAGGACUGCAGGCUGGAACAUCCCCAUGGGCCUGAUUGCCAACCAGACAGGCUCCUGCAAAUUUGAUGAAUUCUUUAGUCAGAGCUGUGCCCCUGGGGCCGACCCGAAAUCCAGUCUCUGUGCACUGUGUGCUGGCGAUGACCGGGGCCUGGACAAGUGUGUGCCCAACUCUAAGGAGAAGUAUUAUGGCUAUACCGGGGCUUUCCGGUGCCUGGCUGAGGACGUUGGGGACGUUGCAUUUGUGAAAAAUGACACAGUCUGGGAGAACACUAAUGGAGGGAGCAGUGCAGACUGGGCUAAGAACUUGAACCAGGAGGACUUCAGGUUGCUCUGCCUCGAUGGCACCAGGAAGCCUGUGACGGAGGCUCAGAGCUGCUACCUGGCGGCGGCCCCAAGUCACGCUGUGGUGUCUCGGAGCGAUAGGGCAGCACAUGUGGAACAGGUGCUGCUCCACCAGCAGGUUCUGUUUGGGAGAAAUGGAAAAGACUGCCCGGACAAGUUUUGUUUGUUCAAAUCUGAAACCAAAAACCUUCUGUUCAAUGACAACACUGAGUGUCUGGCCAAACUUGAAGGCAGACCAACGUACGAAAAAUAUCUGGGGACAGAGUAUGUCACGGCUAUUGCCAACCUGAAAAAAUGCUCAACCUCCCCGCUUCUGGAAGCCUGUGCCUUCCUGACGAGGUAA